GAUAAAAUGGGUUUGACAAUUGAGGCAUGGAAUCAACAUUUGGGUUAAGUGCCAAAAAAAUCAAAGUUGGAAUUUUGCCUGUCAAAUGUGCUACAUUAGUUAGCCAUUCCGUUACAAAGGUGCAAAGUGCCCAGUAAAAUUUAUUGUAGUUUUGAGAGUUUUUGGUAGAUGGCGUUACGAGUAAGUGCCAAAUGUUGUUUCUUUACAAAUGGGUCGUGCGUGUAUCCGAUCAUAGAAAUGUCAAUGUCAAAAUUGUCAAAAUAACAUUCGUUGAUUCGUUCAAUGGUCAUUUCAUGGGCGUUAUUGUUUCUUUGAAAUAAUUUGCAUCUCAAAAUGGACGAUAACACAAAACAAAGAACAAAAAAUAAAACUAUAAUAAGAAAAUCGUUGAAGGUACAGGGAAAAAGUUAUAUGAACAGGAAAGGAAAAGUGAUACCGGCGAAAAUGCCACCGACUAUGGAGAAAAUAUGCAAAUGUAAAAAUCAGUGCCACAAAUUAGAUCAUGACAUGAAGUUGAGUUUAUUUGAAAAGUUCUACCGUGAAGACUUAAAAACACAGAGAACGUAUUUGAUGGGUUUGCUUCAAUUGCAUAAUAUUAAGCGUCGUCGACAUGGUAAUUAUACCGUACCAUCUGAUAGCAGACGACAAACGACCAUUACAUAUGUUGUGCCUAAAGGUGAUGGUACACUAAUACCAGUAUGCAAGAAAACAUUUUCAGACAUUUUUGCAAUUACUAAAAAAGAAAUAGAGACAUUGAUAAACAAAAAAAAACAUGGUGAUACGUCUUUUCGUGAUAAUAGAACUUCACAUAAAAGUUUAAAGUAUACGGAAGAGGAUGUGCUUAGAGUUAAAGAACAUAUUAAUAUGUUCCCCAGGGAUGAAAGCCAUUACACAAGAGCAAAAAGCACAAAAGAAUACCUUAGCCCUGAUUUAAACAUACAUAGAUGUUAUAAAGCCUUUAAUGAACUGCACCCUGGUAAACAAGUAACAUAUAAAUUUUACAGAAAAGUAUUUCGGAGAUAUUUUCCUGAUUUAAAGUUCAAGAGGCCCAGAACAGAUACGUGUAAAGUUUGUGAUCGCUUAUCUGCAGUAGUGCGAUCUCAAAAUGCACAAAGUCGGUCCGCAAAAGCUACUUUGGAAUUACAUCAUCGAAAAGCUGAAUCAUCUCGGCAGAUUAUGGCCACAGAUAGGGAGCAAUCUCAACUGCCAGGCAGCAAUACUAUGACAAUAGCCAUUGAUCUUCAGCAGGUGCUGUUUGUACCUACAUUAACACACUCAGAAAUGUUCUACAAACGCCAGCUUAGCUGUUAUAACUUGUGCAUCAAUGUAGCUGAUAUUGGGAACUCUUACAUGUGUCUUUGGCACGAAGGAAUCUGUAGCAGAGGAGGCAAUGAAAUAGCAUCAUGCCUUUUGAGUUUUGUAAAUAAAAGAAAUACAAACAAAGACCAUCUGAUAAUUUGGUGCGAUAACUGUGCCGGCCAAAAUAAAAACAGAAUGAUUCUGUUCCUAUUGAUGUUUUUAGUAGCAAAUGGUCACUUCCAAUCAAUCGAACAAAAAUUUCUUAUAACAGGCCACAGUUUCUUACAGUGCGACAGGGAUUUCGGAAUUAUAGAAAAAAGAAAAAAGGUUAUGAAAAGUUAUGUUCCUGAAGACCUAAAAAAAGUGAUUACCGGUGCGAAAAAUACAUCACAACCUUUCCAAGUUCUUGAUAUGACAAGUGAAUGUUUUUUCAACUUCCAAGCUGCUGCAGAUGACAUAAUUGUGACAAAAAAGUUGAAUAUUUCAACAGCAUCAAGGUUGCUAGUAACGAAAGAUAAGCCAGGUGAAGUUCUCAUAAAACAAAAUUUCACAGACAUAGAACCAUGGAAGGUAGUUAAUGUUUUCAAAAGAGGAAAAUCUAUUUCAGAUUUAAAAAAUGUGGAGUUACAUAGACUUUUGACUCACAACACAAUAAGCAAAGAAAAAAUGAGGGAUCUAGAAAGUAUGAUCGAAUACUUGCCAGACAACUGCCAAGAAUUCUACAGGAAUUUGUGUGCUGAUCAUUAAAAAAAAACCUGGAAAAAUUGCAUUUAUUAAUUAAAACAAACAUAAACAAAAAAAAUUCUAAUAUGGCACUUAGCCCCAAUGAUAAUAAAACUGUAUUGGCACUUAAGUCCUUAUAAAUUACAAAAACCUUGCAUUUUGACCCAUUUCUAAAUUAGUUUUUAAAUAAUGUCUUUUUUGAAAUAAAUGUUUUUUAAAUUAGUAUACUUAACAGGUGUGUGAAUAAACAGUAUUAUUUGUAAUCAUUUGCACAUAAUAAUGUGUCUUAAUAAAUGUUGAUCCAUAAUAAAUACAGUUUUAUUUUAUUUAUCAUCAAAAUGUAUUUUGGCACUUAGCCCAAAUGUUGAUUCCAUGCCUCAAUU
Molecule: messenger RNA, 2405 nt
Organism: Maniola jurtina (meadow brown)
Lineage: Eukaryota; Metazoa; Arthropoda; Insecta; Lepidoptera; Nymphalidae
Exons: 4
Coding region: 334-2046 (570 amino acids)
Source: RefSeq, a predicted model, not a curated record